UCAGCAUUGAUCAGAAAAGCAGAAACUAGAGGGGACAUACAUGGAGUUAAAAUUUGUAGAAAUGCUCCUAUUAUCUCUCAUCUUCUCUUCGCAGAUGACUGUUUUAUGUUUUUUAAAGCAUCUGACCAUGAGGCGUUGGCUAUGAAGAACAUUCUUGCUACAUAUGAAGAGGCCUCCGGUCAAUCCAUCAAUUUGCAAAAAUCAGAAUUCUAUUGUAGCCGUAAUGUUGCUGCUUCUGUUAAAGACUCUGUUGCAUCCAUCUUAGGAGUGCAACAAGUAUUAGGAACUGGUAAAUAUCUUGGGCUCCCGUCGAUGGUGGGUAGGAGUAGAAAAUCCACUUUCAAGUUUAUCAAAGACAGGAUUUGGAAAAAAAUAACUUCUUGGAGCAGUAAAUGUUUAUCUCAAACAGGCAGAGAGAUUUUAAUCAAAUCGGUCCUACAAUCAAUCCCGUCCUAUGUUAUGAGCAUAUUUCUAAUUCCAUCCUCCCUUUGUGAUGAGAUUGAGAAGAUGAUGAACUCGUUUUGGUGGGGACAUAACAAGGAGCAGUCUAAAGGUAUUCAUUGGCUAUCUUGGGAUCGUUUGUCAAUGCCCAAGAAUGUGGGUGGCUUGGGGUUUAAAAGCAUUAGUGCUUUUAAUUAUGCAAUGCUUGGAAAACAAGCCUGGAAAUUCAUGACUAGUUCAGGUAGUUUAAUCACUCGUCUUUUCAAAGCUAGAUACUUUCCUAGAAGUGAUUUUCUUCAGUCUAGCAUUGGUCACAACCCAAGUUAUGUUUGGCGAAGUAUUUGGAGUGCAAAGUUCAUUGUUUGUGAUGGUCACAAGUGGAGCAUUGGGUCAGGUCACAAUAUUUCUAUAUGGGACCAACAAUGGCUUGUUAAUGGUGCUGUGAUUUCUAAGCCACCGAACUUGGUAGAGGAACUUCACCAGCUGGAUGUUUCAGAUUUGUUUGGUGAUGAUGGUAAGCAUUGGGAUGUUAAUUUAGUGAAUUCCUUGUUUGAUGCCUCAGUUGCAGAUAUGGUGUUGAGAACCCCUCUUUUCAAUUCAGUUAAUCAUGAUAAGAUAAUUUGGAGACAUGAAAAGGAUAGAACAUAUUCCGUCAAGAGUGCUUAUCGACAAUGCGUUGAGAAUAUCCUUGAUACAACUAUCUUCAAGUUUCUGGCAACUGGAGUUUUCUUUGGAAAUCUAGAAUCCCUCCUAAAAUUAAAAAUUUCAUUUGGCGUCUGUGUAGAAAUUGUGUUCCAACUAGAGCUCGCCUUAACCAAAAGGGUGUUAAUUGCUCUGAUAUGUGUGUGGAAUAGCAUUCAAAUUUGGCAGAGGUGUGGGUUGUGGCAUCAAGUUCAACAUUCCUUAAACACUACUACAAGUGUAUCAGGAUGUGUGCUUGAACUAGCACAACAUAUGGCAGCAGACCACUUUUCACUCUUCUCAGUUUUGCUUUGGAGUUGGAACCAAGCACAAGAAAUGAAACAAAAGCAAAGUAGAAUUCAACCAACUAUAGCGGGUACUAGGUGGUCCAAACCAUCUAUUGGAAGGUACAAAUGUAAUAUAGAUGCAUCCUUCUCCACUAUUCUCAACAAAGUGGGUAUAGGAGUAUGCGUUAGAGAUGAUCAAGGAAGUUUUGUACUUGCUAAGACAGAAUGGUUCUCUCCAAUUAUGAAUGUGGACAUUGGUGAGACAUUGGGAUUGUUGCAUGCCAUGAAAUGGAUUCAAGAUUUACAACUGGAGCAUGUGGAUUUCGAGCUUUACUCACAAAUUGUUGUAACUAAAUUUCAUAGUAAGAAUAGAGAUGAGUCUGAGCUUGGUGAUAUUAUUAAGGACUGUAGGACCAUGUUUAACACACAUUUUAGAAACUCUCGGGUUGAGUAUAUUAGGAGACAAGCCAAUGAGGUCGCUCAUGUAUUAGCAAGAGAGGCCACAUCCUUAGCUAGUUUCCACAUUUUCAUUGAUGUUCCCCUUUGUAUUGUGAUAUUAUUAUGA
Trifolium pratense (red clover) is the source of this 1974-nucleotide messenger RNA. RefSeq lists its product as uncharacterized. Gene Ontology annotation, molecular function: nucleic acid binding; RNA-DNA hybrid ribonuclease activity. Lineage: Eukaryota; Viridiplantae; Streptophyta; Magnoliopsida; Fabales; Fabaceae. The coding region runs from base 106 to 1974 and encodes 622 amino acids. The record is from RefSeq and is a predicted model, not a curated record. The transcript has 3 exons.